AUGAAUCUUCGCAUCCAUGACUUAUUGUUAGUAAAUCAGCAAAUUUCAGCUCCUCCACCGCCACAACCUCAGCCUCAUAUUGCGCACACCCAAGGCGGUGUCGCUUAUAUAGUAAAUCCACAGCCGGUUUUGAUGACCACUCCAAAUGUGGUGAUCAUCAAAAAUGCCCAUACAUUCGAUCCUUAUCCCGAAUACUGCCCAAAAUGCCAGACGAUAGUUACUACCCAUCGAGAUUGGGUUUUUGGAACGUGUGCAUGGACAGUGAUAGUUCUGUCUUUGAUUUUCUGGCCGUUGCUGUUCCUUUUGUGCACAUCAUCCUCCAAAGAUGCCUACCAUUACUGCCCUUGUUGCCUCACGCUUCUUGCAAUCAAAAGACGAUAA
Cylicostephanus goldi is the source of this 381-nucleotide messenger RNA. The record is from the annotation of a GenBank genome assembly. NCBI's taxonomy places the organism in Eukaryota, Metazoa, Nematoda, Chromadorea, Rhabditida, Strongylidae.